Messenger RNA from Zasmidium cellare ATCC 36951, 1878 nucleotides. RefSeq lists its product as uncharacterized. The transcript has a single exon. Bases 1 to 1878 code for a protein of 625 amino acids. Lineage: Eukaryota; Fungi; Ascomycota; Dothideomycetes; Mycosphaerellales; Mycosphaerellaceae. The record is from RefSeq and is a predicted model, not a curated record.
AUGGCGAGCCAUAUCAGCAACGGCCAUGCGAAUGGCGACCAGAAGACCUCUAACAUUCGAGACUUGCCGAAGACGAAAAACUUUACGCAGAAGUUGCCUCCUGACUCCGAGUAUCCUACGCCAGCGGCAUCGCAUAAGACCGAACGAAAGCAGCUGGGGCCACGACUUGUGAAGAAUGCAGCAUAUACCUUCGUUCGACCGCAGCCGUUCAAGAAGUCGGAGCUUGUUGGGGUUUCAAAAGCUGCGUUGAAGGACCUGGCUAUCGAUCCAGCUUCUGUGGAGUCAGAAGAUUUUAAGAAGACGGUAGCUGGUGAACAGAUAAUAACGAUUGAUGAAGACAAAGAGCCGGGCGAUGAGGAUAUUUAUCCAUGGGCUCAAUGUUACGGUGGAUAUCAGUUUGGAUCGUGGGCUGGACAACUAGGCGAUGGCCGCGCUAUAUCUCUGUUUGAGGCGAACAACCCUUCAACUAAGAAGCGCUACGAGAUACAGUUAAAGGGCGCAGGCAAGACCCCAUACUCUCGAUUCGCAGACGGAAAAGCUGUGGUACGAAGCAGCAUUCGCGAGUUUGUCGUUAGCGAAGCUCUCCAUGCUUUGGGUAUACCAACGACACGCGCACUGAGUCUGACUUUGGGACCUGAGGAACAUGUCCGGAGAGAGAUGACCGAACCUGCGGCGAUAGUCGCACGAUUUGCCGAGACAUGGAUUCGAAUCGGUACCUUUGACCUCCCUCGAUCCAGAGGCGAUCGUGACAUGGUCAGGAAGCUUGCAGACUACGUUGCUGAGGAGGUCUUCCCUGGCUGGGAGUCACUACCUGCGCAAGUCCCAUCGACAGAUGAGAAAGAUGUGGUGGGACUCCAAGGUGGGAUCCCGAAGAAUGAAAUCCAAGGCGCGGGAGAAAAUGCCGAGAAUCGAUAUGCUCGUUUGUUCCGCGAGGUCGCACGCCGCAAUGCAAAGACUGUUGCACAUUGGCAGGCCUAUGCCUUUACGAAUGGUGUUUUGAACACAGACAAUACAUCCAUAUACGGCCUGUCUGUUGACUUCGGACCUUUCGCAUUCCUGGAUAACUUUGACCCGAGCUACACUCCAAAUCACGAUGACCACAUGCUUCGAUAUGCGUACAAGAACCAACCAUCGAUCAUCUGGUGGAAUCUCGUAAGGCUUGCAGAGUCAUUCGGAGAGAUAAUUGGUGCGGGACCAUGGUGUGACGAUCAGGAAUUCGUCGAGAAGGGCGUGCGACAAGAGAAAGCAGAUGAGCUCAUCAAGCGUGCCGAGACCAUUAUCGAGAAGACUGGUGAAGAGUACAAAGCCGUUUUCAUGGCCGAGUACAAACGUCUAAUGACAGCUCGUCUUGGUCUCAAGCAGAGCAAGCAGUCCGACUUUGAUGAGCUUUAUUCCGAGCUCUUGGACACCCUCGAGGCUUUGGAGCUGGACUUCAACCAUACAUUCCGACGACUAAGCUACAUCAAGACGCAGGAGAUUGACACCGACGAAAAGCGAAAAGACGUCGCCGGCCGCUUCUUCCACCAUGAAGGUCUUAGUGGCCUUGCAGGCAGCGAAGCCGACGCUCGUGAGCGUGUGGCCAAGUGGCUCGCCAAAUACCGCGAGCGAGUUCUCGAAGACUGGCCAGGCGCACAGGAAGAGGAGCGUCUGAGCGCCAUGAAAGCGGUCAACCCGAAGUUCAUUCCCAGGUCAUGGAUUCUUGACGAACUCAUCGAGCGCGUGGAGAAGAAGGGCGAGCGGGAGAUUCUUGACCGCGUAAUGGACAUGGCGCUGGCGCCGUUUAACGAGGAAUGGGGAUGGAACCGCGAGGAGGAAGAGAGGUUCUGUGGCGAUGUGCCCAAGUACCAGAGGGCUAUGCAAUGUUCGUGUAGCUCAUAG